Molecule: messenger RNA, 639 nt
Organism: Eruca vesicaria subsp. sativa (arugula)
Lineage: Eukaryota; Viridiplantae; Streptophyta; Magnoliopsida; Brassicales; Brassicaceae
Source: the annotation of a GenBank genome assembly
AUGGAGAAUAAUUGUGAGGUGAAUGUUGUUUCUCCUAAGAUGAUGGAUCGCGAUGCGGAGACGUUGUCUGAAUCUCAAUCAAACUCGCUCGAGUCCGGUCUUACGGUUGAGAGCUCGCGUGAUGAUGCGGAUUCGAAUCUGGAAGAAUGUGGUAGCUGGACGAAUGAGAAACACAACUCGUAUCUUGAUUCUUUGGAGAACUCAUUUGUUAGGCAGCUCUAUUCUUUACUAGGAAGAGAGGAGGAGGAGACUCGGAGACUGUCUAAAGCUCGUCAUGUGCACUCUAACUCUCACAAAUCAACUCAUCAGUUUACGGUACUGCAAAAUGGUUCCCGACAGAAGUCUAACUUUGGAAAGAAACGAGCUUUUUUAACUACUGACCAAGGAAACGUAUUGCGCAAGGAAAGUGAUAGGGCUCUUACUAGAUUAUCUUUGGGGCGUGAGUAUCCAGCUCAAUCCACUGCAGAGGCGUCAGGGCAGAAUUUCAGAGAAGAAGUAGGAGAGAAGGGAUGUAAUUCAGGGAUGUCCAGGAAACGCAGAAGAGAGGCUAACUACGAUGAGAGUUCAUUGAAUGAUCAGGAUGGUGAAGCUCCAGAAUGUGAAACGAUGCAAAGGAAUAGGAAGUCAAGUGUAGAAUGA